Molecule: messenger RNA, 2118 nt
Organism: Maudiozyma saulgeensis
Lineage: Eukaryota; Fungi; Ascomycota; Saccharomycetes; Saccharomycetales; Saccharomycetaceae
Source: the annotation of a GenBank genome assembly
AUGUUGCUUCCACUAGAGAUACUAGAUAUUAUUGUAGAUAAGAAUAAUGAUAAUUUAAACACUUUAAUCAGUUGGGCAAAAAUUAGUCCUCGUUAUAAAAGGAAAAUCCAAGAAAAUAUAGGUGUUAUUACUAUACUUGAUGGUCUGACCUAUCCACAACGUUACCCAUUAGAUUAUAAUGUUCUUUUUAAUGACAAUAAUAAUGUUACAAUAAGCACGGAAGGAUUUGAUAGCACUGCAUUAAAAACAUUUACCACAAAUCAAAGUCAUAUUUUAAUAUCCAUUCACUCAAAUAAUAUGUACAGUCAAUUAUUAAGGUUUACACUCGCCAAAAUAUCACAUUAUUGUCAAAUUAAUACAGUUAUUUCCAUAAUUUAUUUUAAUUCUCAUAACUAUAUGUCAAGGUUAUAUUUUCAAGAGUUUGAGCGGUUUUUAACUGCUUUACAUUUUUCUGAAUUGUAUGUUUAUGGAAAUUGGGAUAUUUGUAAUGAUGAAGGAUUAUUCGAUUUGGUUAAUUUUUUUCGAAAUUCUUACUUAAACGGCAUACAGGUCAUUAAUUCACUCACUAUUCUUGAUAGUGCUGUCUCGAUAACUUCAUCGUCCUUACAAAACAUUCAAACUUUAGGUAUAAGAACAUUAGAGACCGAUAUCUGUAACAUUCUUAAGUUGUGUCCAAGGAUAAAAUCCAUUGGUUCAUUGAAAUUUCCUGUUGGUGACACAGAACAUGGCAAGUAUAUACUUCCUAAAACAGAAAAAAUCUCUUUAACAGAUUGUUAUCCGCAAUUACAAAAAGUCUUAGUAGAUGGUAAUCUAGUACAAGAUAAAUUAGAUCUAUCGGUUGGAGUUUCUAUAACAGAUCCGAUCUUUUCAGAUCUUUACUUCCCAAAUAUUAGAGUUUUGCAACUUCAUUUGGGGAAUUUCCCAUAUCAAACUGUUCAAUUUAAAAAUUGUAAUUUCUCAAAAUUAACUUCUUUAAAUUGUGACACAGGAAUUGUUCCAUGGGAAGAUCUCCUUCAGACCGGUGCAAAUAUUACAAAAUUGUCGAUGAAAUUAUACUCGACGGAUCAGAUAAGUUGGUUGAAUAGUUGCCCCUAUGAUAUUAAGAAUAUCGAAAUCUUAUCCACCAAAACUAACAAUAUACCUAAUAUUUCAUUUAAUGACCUUAAUUUAUUUUUAAAUGAUUAUACCAAUAUUUCUCUAACAUUACAGACACUAUUACAUUGUAAUAUAUUUCAGAAUGUCAUUCUACCAAGUCAAUCAGAAAUUGAAAAAUUAAACCUUAAACUUGAUGAUAUCAACAUUGUUGAAGAAAUGAAAAACAAUUUAAAUUAUUCACAAUAUUAUCAUCUAAAUUACUCAUUUCCCAACUAUUUGCAAUUUGAGAUACCAUAUAUAAAGGAAUUGUUGAUAUGUGCAACUGAGAAUCAAAAUUUAAGUCAAUUGCCAAGAAUACUAAAUGAUACCUAUACUUUGGAGGAACCUACGUACCCUGAAAAUUUUCAUUAUUACAAUAAUAUGCUAGGUAUACAACCUUUAAAAGACAUUAUGAACUUUUCUGCUGAUCAAUCCAGCAGGCGAUAUAGUAACGAUUCUAUGGACUCCAUAACUAUGUACCGAAGUGUUAAUCGUAGAAAUUCUUCACAAGCAUCAGGUAGUUUAUUAGCAUAUUCAAAAACCUCGCCUACUGUUGAAUUCGAACAGAAUGUGUUUAAAUUUGUGUUUGUCGAAAACUUACCAAAUGUCUUUUCAAUGGAUUUAUAUACAUUAGAAAGUGUUGAUUUCUCCUUUGAAAACAUUCUGCAUGGAAUUUUACCAUUAUUAAGGAUAAUAAUUCCUGUGAAUAGUGCUUAUGAAACUCAAGAGCAAUUAACGACACUAAUAAUGAGAGGAAUAUCAGAGAUAUUUAAUUUUCCAUUGGCGGUAAAGUUUCCCAAUAUUAUUAUUCAAAAACUGCAAUUAGUGGUUGUUACUAAUAGUCCGAAACUAAUCAAUGAUGAAUCGUUGCAUGACUAUCUUGAUAUAUUACAACAUAAUAUAGCUUUAAAGUAUAAUGAUGUUAUUGUGGUUGCCCCUGAUGAAGUACCAAGAUAUUGUUACACUGUUUGCAUAAAUUAUUAA